GACACGGAGUUUAAUUGAGCGGCUGUUUUUUACCUUUUCGAUUGUUCGUAUCGAAGAACUGCCAAAGAACAAAUAAUUUUGUGUUUUUAACUGAAUUUUUGUCAAAUUUUAUCGCUCCCAUUAGCAAAAUGACAGCCCAAGAACAGAUGAGGAAAAUCUUGGAUGAGCUGAUGGGAACUAGCCGCGAUGAAAUACAGAAAUGUCCACUUGAUUGUAAAACUAUGUUGUAUUUCUCAUUGACGCUACAGGACGCGUAAGUAGGUGUAUGUAAGUAGCAUUUAUCAUUAUAUGUUAUCACCGACGUUUGUUUGUUAUCAUAUUGCAUUUUCUACAUACGGCUUUGAAAAAAUACACUGUAGUACAACAACUGGUUAAGGUGUUUAACAUAUGUUGAAGAAGACGUGUAGUUCUAUAAAAGUUCUAUGGGUGAGUUUCUUAUUUGCAGAAAUGAUGUUAAUGAUGCUCAGAGAUUGCAACAACUACUUAUUCUUGAGCUAUCACUUUCAUGAUCUGAACAUGCUCUUAUGUGCAGUCACGUAUUUACCUUUAAAGUGGUUCAUUGUCUUCUUACGUUUGUUGGUUUUCCAAUUAGGUGAGCCUCCCGCAGAUGACAUCAAAUUUUCAGAUGAAAAAGUUUGUAAGAGUUUCAUCAUGGGUCUUUGUCCUCAUGCUUUGUUUAACAAUACAAAAAUGGAUAUUGGUGAUUGUAAGAAGGUCCAUUCAGCUGCCCUGAAAGCUGAUUAUGAAGCAGCAUCAAAAACAAGAAAUUACGGUUAUGAACUUGAUCAAAUGGAGCAUCUUCAGGCAUUUAUAAAAGAAUGCGACAGAAAGAUUGUUCAUGCCAAGAAACGUCUGUCUGAGACACAAGAUGAUUUUGGCAACACACCUGAGGCGCAGGCUGUACAUGCUUUAGGAGAAAAAAUUGGGAAAAAAUUGGCUGAAGCAGAAGCUUUAGGUGCUGAAGGAAAUGUUGACGAAUCUUUGAAAGCUAUGAACGAAGUUGAUGAACUUAAGGAACAAAAAAGGAUCGCCGAGGAUGUGUAUCGAAACACACUGCCAUCCUCCUCUCUUCAACAACAAAAACUCAGAGUCUGUGAAGUUUGUGCGGCAUAUCUUAGUCUCUAUGACAACGAUCGUAGAUUAGCAGAUCAUUUUGGCGGGAAACUUCAUAUGGGUUUCAUAAAGAUUCGCGAAAGAAUUAAAGAACUCGAGGAUGCUGUUGCUAGGAAACGUGAAGAGAGAGAGCUGGAACGAGCAAAAAGAAGAGAUGAACGAAAUAAAGAAGACAAACGACAAAAAGAACGAAAUGGCGAAAGAGAUUACCGACGCGAUCGCGAAAGAUACCGAGAUAGUGACGAUCGUAAAGACCGUGAUCGCUCAAGGAGGGAUCGCAGGCGCAGUCGUAGUCGUGACCGCAGGCGUAGUCGUAGUCGUGACCGCAGGCGCAGUCAUAGUCGUGAUCGCAGGCGUAGUUCUAGUCGUGAUCGCGGGCGCAGCCGUAGUAGAGAACGCCGUCGCUAGCAAUUUACUUGUGUAAAUGAAGACUGUCAUAUUGUUGAUUUACAGUAAAACUUUAAUAGAAACACGAAUGUUGUAUGUAUGUUUAAAUUGCUUUUGCACACGAGAUAUUUACAAAAAAUACAAUUGUA
Xenia sp. Carnegie-2017 is the source of this 1649-nucleotide messenger RNA. Its product is annotated as putative RNA-binding protein Luc7-like 2. The record is from RefSeq and is a predicted model, not a curated record. Gene Ontology annotation, biological process: mRNA splice site recognition. Gene Ontology annotation, molecular function: mRNA binding. Bases 388 to 1521 code for a protein of 377 amino acids. Gene Ontology annotation, cellular component: U2-type prespliceosome; U1 snRNP. NCBI's taxonomy places the organism in Eukaryota, Metazoa, Cnidaria, Anthozoa, Malacalcyonacea, Xeniidae. The transcript is spliced from 11 exons.